AUGGAAACCAUCGAAGUGGCCUCGCGGUCGUUUGUCAUCAAGUGGGUCACUGCCCCCGAGGGCUCCGCCAUCACCUUCAAAGUUCACCCCCUGAAAAAGUCCAUCAACGUGGGCAUCUUCGAGAAGGAGCGGAGCAACAACUUGCAGGUCGAAAUCGAGGCUGAAGGACACAAUGCCGGCCGACGAGCCUCCAUCUCGGCUCCCCACUCGGGAACCAUCGAAAAACGACUUGAAUCAAGCGGAUUGUCCCCUGUUCUGCCGCUCAAAAAGUGCAACGCCAACGAACAGUCCGAGGGAGUCUACAAGGUCCCCAAGGGAAAGGGAGGCAUCUACGCCCUUGUGUUCGACAACACCUUCUCCAAAACCACACCCAAAACCGUCCAUUUCACUGUCCAGGCCAUGGAAGAGGGACAUGCGGCUAACAAUGCUCCCCAUACCCUUGUCUCCGAGACCGCCGUAUCCGGUAUCCUGCUCAAAAAGCGACGAAAGAAGCUCCAGGGAUACACCCGACGGUACUUUGUUCUGGAUCUCAAGCUGGCCAUUCUCAAUUACUACACAGACCCCAAGUCCAACUCGUUGCGAGGCUCUCUGCCCCUGACCUUGUGUGCCAUCUCUGCCUCCAAGGCCCAGAGACUCAUCUUUGUGGACUCGGGUAUGGAGGUGUGGAACCUCAAGGCCCUCAACGACGCCGACUGGCAGAUCUGGGUCGACACCUUUGAGCGGAUCAGAAAGGGCAAGAGCGGAGGAGCUGCUGACGAACCUGUUCCCGCAGUCGCUGCUGUGACCGCACCUGACCAGGAGAAGUUUGCUCAGCUUGUGGCCAAGCUACGAGAGACCAAGGAUAUUUCCGAUGUGGCUGCUCAGGAGCCCGGCGCUUCCAACGUGACCAAGGACCUCAAUGCGCGCCUAGCAGCGCUGUAUCUCGAGUUCACCGACGUGGUGUCCCAUGUUGCUCAUGAGAGCGCCAUGUACUCACAGCCCAUGGCCAAGCGAGCGUCCUUUAACGGCUCCAUCAUGUCCGAGCAUGACACUUUCUACGACGCUGAGGAGAACCCCGACAAGGACGGAGUUGUGUUCCUGGACGACGACGCUGUUGACGACGAUGACGACGGAGCUGAGCACGACUCCACAGACGAGGAGGACGAGGGACACCAUGUUGCUCCUGUUGUCCAUGAUGCUGAUGACGCUGAUGAUCUGUACCCACUGCAUGAGGUUCAGCCGGUCAAGCACCGAGUCACUCUUCCUGAUGCUGCUUCCACCCCCCCUUCCAUGUUGGGUAUCCUCAAGAAGAGUGUCGGCAAGGAUAUGGGCUCCAUGGCCGUCCCCAUCACCACCAACGAGCCUAUUUCUGCUCUACAGAGAUUCGCCGAGAUGUUCGAGUACCCCCAGCUGCUGGACGAGGCUGAAAACGUGCCUGCCAAUGACGGAGAGCGAAUCAUCUACGUGGCCACCUGGGCUGUCUCCUACCUCGCCUCCAUGCGAGCUAAGGAGCGAGCUCUCCGAAAGCCUUUCAACCCUCUUCUUGGAGAGACCUAUGAGCUGGUUCGACCCGAUCUCGGUUACAGACUCAUCUCUGAAAAAGUGUGUCAUCACCCUCCCGUUAUGGCUCUGCAUGUAGACUCCGAGCAUGGCUGGUCUGUGGCCCACUCGUCUGAGCCCGUGCAGAAGUUCUGGGGUAAGUCGAUGGAAAUUAACUACCUGGGCCCUAUCGUCGUUAAGUUCCGACAGUCCGGCGAGGUUUUCCACUGGAGCAACCCCACCACGUACCUGCGAAACAUCAUGGCUGGUGAGAAGUACACCGAGCCUGUUGGCGACUUCACCAUCUUCUCUUCCACCGGAGAGAAGGCCAUUGUCGAGUUCAAGGCCGGAGGAAUGUUCUCCGGUCGAAGCGAAGAGCUCAACAUCAAGGCUGUUUCAGCUAAUGGUUCUAACCUGCCCUGCUUCGCCUCCGGUAAGUGGACCGAGCAGAUCACCCUCAACAACGCCAAGGGUCAGAAGAAGACCAUCUGGAAGGUCGGCAACCUCGUCAACAACCACACCAAGAAGUGGGGUUUCACCGAGUUCACCGCCGGUCUCAACGAGGUCACCCCCAUCGAAAAAGGACACGCUUCCCCUUACGACUCGCGGUUCCGACCCGACCAGAAGGAGUACGAGGCUGGCCAGACCGACAAGGCCGAGGCCGGCAAACAGGAGCUGGAGGAGAAGCAGCGGGAGCGACGAAAGGUGCUACAGGACUCGGGUAAGACGUACAAGCCCACCUUUUUCGAAAAGUCGUCUGGUUUGGACGGAGUCAACGAGCAGGGCGAUCUGUACCUGCUUACCAAGGGUCCCAACAACUACUGGAACCGACGAAAGCAGGGCAACUGGGAGGGUCUUACUCCUUUGUGGUAG
Messenger RNA from Yarrowia lipolytica CLIB122, 2391 nucleotides. RefSeq lists its product as uncharacterized. Lineage: Eukaryota; Fungi; Ascomycota; Dipodascomycetes; Dipodascales. Gene Ontology annotation, biological process: piecemeal microautophagy of the nucleus; maintenance of cell polarity; endocytosis. The record is from RefSeq and is a predicted model, not a curated record. Gene Ontology annotation, molecular function: sterol binding. Gene Ontology annotation, cellular component: membrane; cytosol; intracellular membrane-bounded organelle.